AUGGGGCACGGAUCCAAAGAGCGCCAAUAUAGUUGGAAUAGCUCGCUUUCAAAACGAUUAGCGGGAGACGUCGGCGCAGCGACGAUAUCGGCUACACUCGUCGCACCAGCUAUCACAAUCAUCGACAGGUGCGCAUCUCUUUGUCCCUCUCUCCUCCAGAUUCUAUACUCACCGUCUGUCAGGGCACUUGUCGAGAAGUCCUCCUGGAAUCAGCCGCUCAUUCGCGGCCUCCGCACUCAUGCCCUUUCUGCUCUCAAACAUCCCGCCCGGUUCAUCUUCCAAGUCCCUUUUGGGAUCAUCUGGGCCUUGUACGCGGCAACCUACACCGUUGCCAAUGGGACCGACACCAUCGGCAAGGAGCUAAGUACUCCCGCGACAGGAAUGAUCACUUUCCUGUCGACCACUAUCGUCAACGUGCCCCUGGGAGUGUGGAAGGACAUUCGAUUUGCACAGGUCUUCGGGACGCAAAGGGCCCCCAGCGAUGUUGAUGCCGUGCGAAAGUCUCUGGCACAAAGCCGCGGCGUAGCACGGGCUGCCGCGGCCGUUUUCCUCGCUCGCGAUUGUGUUACCAUCUUUGGCUCCUUUACGCUGGCCCCGAAGUUGGCGGCGACGAUACCCGACGACUGGACCAGCCACCCUCAUGCCAAGCCGGUCAUCUCGCAGUUGACGGUGCCUGUCCUGACUCAGUUGGUUGCGACGCCACUGCACUUGUUGGGCCUCGACUUGUAUAUGCGACAGCAUGCGGUGCCCCUCUCGGACCGGAUCGUGCAGUCUCAGCGGUAUCUGGGGUCAUCCACGGUGGUCCGGUGUAUUCGAAUCAUCCCUGCGUUUGGCUUUGGGUGUCUUGCAAACAUGGAGUUGAGAUCAAUGUUUCAUAGGAAAGCGGAUGGAGGAGUGGAAGUAGGCAUAGAAUGGAUGCCCGCGGAUACGACGGAGACCGCGAUAGAGACGCCAGUUGAAUCACAUGGACCAUGA
Penicillium canariense is the source of this 975-nucleotide messenger RNA. RefSeq lists its product as uncharacterized. The transcript has a single exon. NCBI's taxonomy places the organism in Eukaryota, Fungi, Ascomycota, Eurotiomycetes, Eurotiales, Aspergillaceae. The record is from RefSeq and is a predicted model, not a curated record. The coding region runs from base 1 to 975 and encodes 324 amino acids. Gene Ontology annotation, cellular component: mitochondrion.